Haliotis rubra (blacklip abalone) is the source of this 3816-nucleotide messenger RNA. RefSeq lists its product as uncharacterized. NCBI's taxonomy places the organism in Eukaryota, Metazoa, Mollusca, Gastropoda, Lepetellida, Haliotidae. Gene Ontology annotation, molecular function: nucleic acid binding. The transcript is spliced from 2 exons. Bases 131 to 3760 code for a protein of 1209 amino acids. The record is from RefSeq and is a predicted model, not a curated record.
AACAGCUACAGAAACCUCGGCAAAACGCCCUUGUCUGCAGCCGAAGAGUGACAGCAACAUUCCAGCCAGAUAUGCCAUUUGUAAUUGGUGUGGCCAUCAUAAGUGUUUAUUGCCAAAUAAGCUAUUCUGCAUGAGUUGUUCGCGUUCAGCUCGUGAGUGCAUGAGUUGUCACCGGCCACUCCCUGAGCGCUUCUACAGUGAGCGUGUGGACCAGUGCGACAGCUGUGUGAGGAGACGCCAACGUUAUGAAGCAAGGCAGGUAAACCAGACUGGAGGAGGUCAGAGCUCAGCACUGCCCAACGAGUCAAAUAAUGUUGACAUUCUGCAGUUUCUUGCCGAUGAACAGUUUAAUGUUGAAACAAUUUUGCAUGAUUUCCUUCACGAGAAAAAAGGUAUGAAAUGGUUUUUAACACUAAAAUUAAAGUUUAUCAAAUAUGAUGAAAACAAUGAAAGUCAUUUGGCUGAACCUGUUUUGAGAAGCAAACAUUUUUGGAUGACUAACCUUGCAGAAAUCAAUGAGCAGUUAGCUGAGGCUUUUCAGCAUUUGUAUGCUUCAUCUCAAGAGUUUCAGGCUGAGGGGAGUGGGUGGAUAUUAGAGGGCAUCAUACAACUUGAGGUGAAUACAGCUGAGUAUGUUCCUCUGUCAGCAAGUUCAUACAUUCCUCUCUCCAAGUAUUUGGCAGAUAAGAAAGCUUUAAUGAAUAUCCAUAACAAUGACCAAAAAUGUUUCAUGUGGUCGGUAUUGGCUGCCUUGCACCCUUUAGAUAGAAAGCAACAUCCUGAGAGAGUUGGUAAAUACCUUUCAUUUCUAUCAGAGUUGAAUCUUCAAGGCAUUGAUUUUCCCAUACCACUGUCACAUAUCCCAAAAUUUGAGAAUCAAAACCAGAUCUCGGUAAAUGUCUAUGGGUAUGAAGAGCAAGUCUUUCCUCUCCAUAUCAGCAAACAAAAGUUUGACAAAACAGUGGAUUUACUGCUGCUUUCUGAGGGAGAGAAAAGACAUUUUUGUCUAAUCAGAAACUUUAGUCGUCUCAUGGGAGAUAGAACAAAACAUAAGGCAGCAGCAUUUUAUUGCAGAAGAUGUCUCCAUGGGUUUAGCAGACAGGAUUUGUUAAAAGAUCAUUCCCUCUACUGCUCUGAACAUAACCCUCAGAAGGUCAAAUUGCCAAAUGAAUAUAACAAAUGGAUUCGAUUUGAAUCUAUUCAAAACCAGUUGAAGGUACCGUUUGUCAUAUAUGCUGAUUUUGAAGCUUUGACUAGAAAGGUAAAUGACAAAUCAAGAAAUACAAGCCUUCAUCAAAAGCAUGAGCCUUCCGGGUAUUGUUAUAAAGUCAUCAGUUCAAAUCCUGAACUUACCAAACCCUCAGUCGUCUACCGGGGCCCUGAUGUCAUUUCCCAUUUCAUUGAGGCUUUAUUACAAGAAGAGAAAGCCAUCAAUGAAAAAUUACAAAAGUCCUUUCCUAUCGAUAUGACAAAAGAAACAGAACUGAAAUUUCAAAUGGCGAACAUCUGUCAUAUAUGUGAGGAACCUUUUCAUUCAUCAUCUAUCAAAGUGCGCGACCAUGAUCAUUUGGUAGAAAGAAAUAACUAUCGUGGUGCUGCACAUCAGAAUUGUAAUCUUCAACUGAAGUUGAAAAAAAGUAAGAGCAAGGGAAAGAAAAUGGACCAGGGUAAAAUGACUGAGGGAAAGGAUUGCUUCAUACCCAUUAUAUUCCACAACCUCCGAGGUUAUGAUUCUCAUUUAUUGAUGAGGCAACUGGACAACACUGUGAAACAAAAACUCUGCUGCUUAGCCAACAACAUUGAGAAAUACAUUUCCUUCUCCAUUGGAAAGUUGCGAUUCAUUGAUUCUCUCCAGUUUCUUUCGAAUUCAUUGGAUACUUUGGUUAAAAAUUUGGUGAAGAAAGACCCAUCCCAGUUCAUUCAUUUAAGACAGGAAUUUCCAAACUCUUCUCAGGUGGACCUGUUACUGAAAAAAGGGGUGUAUCCUUAUGGCCAUAUGGAUGAUGAGUCCAAAUUUGAACUGACCCGACUUCCCAAACAAACAGACUUUUUUAGUAGGUUAACUGGGAAUUCUCUCUCUGACGAGGAUUAUACACACGCAAAAAAUGUAUGGUCCGCAUUUGAAUUACAAAACAUGGGGGAAUAUCACGACCUCUAUGUGAAAACAGAUGUGUUACUUUUAGCAGAUGUCUUUGAAAGUUUUAGAACUAUGGCACUUGAGUACUAUCAUUUAGAUCCAGCUCAUUACUACACUCUCCCUGGCAUGGGUUGGGAUGCCAUGCUAAAAAUGGGGAAGGUAGAGCUUGAACGUUUGACUGAUAUUGAUCAAAUUCUCAUGCUGGAAUCUGGAAUGAGGGGUGGUAUUAGCAUGAUAUCUAAGAAACACAGCCUUUCAAACCUACCAGGACAAGAGGAUUACAAACCAGAUGAAGCAAACAAACAUUUGAUAUACUGGGAUGCUAACAAUCUCUAUGGGUGGGCAAUGUCUCAGGCGCUACCUGAGCGAGAUUUUGAGUGGGUAGAGGAUGUUGAUGAUUUAGACAUCAUGGGUGUGGCGCCCAAUGCUGACAUAGGGUAUAUCUUGGAGGUGGAUUUAGAAUAUCCCUCCCAUUUGCAUGAUGCACACAGUGACUAUCCGCUAGCCCCUGAAUCUAUGAUAGUAACUGAGGACAUGCUCUCUGAACAUUCUCGGGAAUUGAAAAAGAACUUAAAGAUCAAGGGGAAACCAAGCAGAAAGCUGGUCCCCAAUUUGUUCAACAAGCAGAAGUAUGUCUUACAUUAUAGAAAUCUACAGUUUUAUCUAAGUCACGGUAUGGUGCUCAGUAAAAUUCAUAGAGCUAUUCAGUUCAAGCAGACAUCAUGGCUCGAACCAUUCAUUACUUUUAAUACUGAGAAACGAAGAGAGUCUACAAAUAAAACUGACAAAGCCUUUUUCAAACUGAUGAAUAAUUCCUGUUUUGGCCGCAGCAUGAUGAAUGUUCGAAAGCAUGUGAGUGUAGAACUUGUCAAUACUGCCAAACGUCUGAGAAAGCUCUGUGCCAAGCCCACUUUUGAAGCAUUCAAAAUUUUCAACCCUGAUUUGGCUGCAGUUCACUUGAAGAAAGACACUUUGUUUCUAAAUCAACCAGUUUACGCUGGGUUUUCCAUAUUAGAUUUAUCCAAAGUACACAUGUACAAUUUUCACUACAAUUUCAUUAAACCAAACUAUGGUCAAAAAGCUCAGCUGUGCUUCACAGACACAGACUCGCCAUGCUAUGAAAUUGAAACCCCUGAUUUGUAUGCUGACAUGGGAAGACAUUCAGAUCUGUUUGACACCAGUAAUUAUGCAAAGGAUCACCCUCUCUUCUCACAAAAGAACGAAAACGUGUUAGGAAAAUUCAAAGAUGAAUUACAAGGGAAGAAUUUACUUGAGUUUCUUGGUCUUAGGCCCAAAAUGUAUUCCAUGUUUUAUAAAGAAACGGAAACAAAAACAGUUAAAGUGGAGAAAGUUAUAAUAGUGCAUGAUAUUGAGAAAAAGACAGCCAAAGGCAUUACUGAAACUGUGAGAGACAAACAUCUUCGUCAUGCCCUGUACAAACAGUGUCUGUUUGACCAGAAACAAUUCAGACAUGAGGUGGGUCAGAUUCAGAGUAAGAACCAUCAGCUGUACACUGCCUCCAUCAACAAAAUUAGCCUCUCACCGUUUGAUGACAAACGAUAUGUUCUAACAGAUGGUAUUUCCACUCUUGCCCAUGGUCACUGUAGAAUCAAAUCUCAGUAAACCAUUUCAUACCCUUUUUCUCAGAUGGGAAUGUCUGUGUCUAUGUGUUACAAGCA